Messenger RNA from Fusarium poae, 993 nucleotides. RefSeq lists its product as uncharacterized. Gene Ontology annotation, biological process: phosphate-containing compound metabolic process. The transcript is spliced from 7 exons. Gene Ontology annotation, molecular function: magnesium ion binding; inorganic diphosphate phosphatase activity. NCBI's taxonomy places the organism in Eukaryota, Fungi, Ascomycota, Sordariomycetes, Hypocreales, Nectriaceae. Gene Ontology annotation, cellular component: nucleus; cytoplasm. The record is from RefSeq and is a predicted model, not a curated record. Bases 1 to 993 code for a protein of 330 amino acids.
AUGGUUACCACAUCUCUUCUCCUUCAGCUGGCAUUAUUGCCUUGCUUGGCUAUUAGUUCUUCUCUUGCGCCCAGAGCAAAGUCCUUUGACUAUGAUUCCCUUACCCUGAGAGAAGUUGGCGCUCGCAACACCCUUGACUGGCGUGUGUGGCUCGAGAAAGACGGCCAGCCUAUCUCCUUCUGGCACGACAUUCCUUUGUAUCCUGAAAAGGGCAACAACCGCAUCGUGAGCUACGUUGUCGAGAUUCCUCGGUGGACUGACGGCAAGAUUGAGACCCGUCGCGAUGAGCCUUUGAAUCCCAUCUUCCACGACGACAAAAAGACACAACCCCGUUUCGUGGAAAGUGUAUGGCCUCACAAGUCCUACCCCUUCCACUACGGUUCUAUUCCCCAGACGUGGGAGAGUCCCAACUUUGACCACGACUUUACUGGAUACCCUGGUGACAACGAUCCCAUUGAUCUGUUUGACAUAAGCGAGGUUCCUGCCCACGUUGGCCAAGUCAAGUCUGUCAAGGUUCUUGGUGGACUCGCUCUCAACGAUGGCGGUGAGACUGACUGGAAAGUCAUUGCCGUCGAUACCAAGGACCCCCUUGCUAAGCUCGUCGAGUCCGUCGAGGAUCUCGAAAAGUACCGCCCCGGUCUCGCAAAGACUUUCUACAACUGGUUCACCUACUACAAGGUCCCUCGUGGCGACGAUGUCCUCGAGAUUGUCGGAGGAGACUACCAGAAUGCCAAGUUCAUGGCCAAGACCAUCAAGAGCAGCCAUAGCGAUUGGCAAGAUCUUGUGCGCGGAAAGGUUGACUCCAAUGAGAUCAACUACAACCAGACCAGCUCCAAGAAUUACAAGAGCUACAUCAAAAGCAAGGAUGCCACCAAAAAGUUCGGUCUUCCUGCCGAAUCCAAGAUUCUUCCUGCUGCAGAGAGGCCGCCUAAGUAUGAUCUGUGGUAUUACUUGGAUGAGGAUUACAAGUUGAUUGAGCUUGGCAAGAAAUGA